ACAUGUGAUCGAGAAGCUUAUGAGGCGCCAUCACCAGCUUCCUGGCUAAAACAAACUCAGUUUCUUCGUUUGUGAAAGUAGGUUUUUGCAGCUUUUGUCAGAAAUUUGUUGGCGUACCAAGAAGAGAGUCAAUGGACAUGAAGCAGUCAAGCCUGUGUUAGAAAAGAUGGAUGGUAAAGGAAAAGGGCAUUCCCCAAAGGGUGCCCCCUGGACAUGGAGUAAAGAUGAAAUUCUGUAUCAGAUUGGUGAGAGAGAGAAGAGGAUCGCCCGGAUUAUGCCUCAUUGGAAAGAUCUCAUGAAUGGGGAGCAGCCAAGAACAUCAAAGGCGGAGUUGUAUACUCUUCUCAGUGACUUAAAGGAGGAAGGAAACAUGAAGUUUAAAGAAGAAAUGUAUAACGAUGCAUGGGUACACUACAGGAACGCGUUGUUUAUAGCCAAGAGCCUGGAGACACAACAUUAUGAAGAUGUUGAUAAAGACUUUGUGUCUGCUUUGUUCUCCAACAGGGCCUUUUGCAGUAUCAAGAUGGGGAGAUAUUUUGAGGCACUAGAAGAUGCAAACUUGGCCAUUGAUGUGAGCCUAAAGAAAAAUACCAAAGCGUACUAUCGCAAGGCAGUAGCUUUAAAAGGACUGAAGAAGUACAAGGAAGCCUUGGAAACAGCAAGAGAAGGACAGAAGAGAGCUGAAAGUGGAGAUUUUGGUAAAGGAUUUCAAGACCUUAUCAGUGAACUUUCAAGUAAAGUUCAUAGUGCUAAGGCAGAGAAAGUUGAACCAGUCCGGCUGCCAGCAGAAGCCUCUGCCAACAGUGGCUCUGUGGAAAAAGAGGAGGUUGAUGAGAGUUGGUUACUGGGCACUAAUGUGUUUGUUAGUAAGAAGGCAUCUGAUGUUGGAAAAGAUAACAAAAAGAAGAAAAACAAGAAGAAAAAUGUAAGUCUUGGAGUAAAAUUGAGUGGUGCGGAUGAAGAUGACACAGGGGAUGAAGAUGAAGAAGAAGAUGAGGAUGAAAGCUUGAUCACUACUAUCCCUAGUGCUAAUCGGUUUGAUGCACUAAAUAAUCUUGGCUCUGUCAGCACUGCCUCUACCAGAGAGACUGAGGCAAGCAAAAAACAACCAGAGGUCCAAACCAAAAGUCCAAGUAGAAAUCGAGAUCUGUCUGACUUUGAUCUGUCAGUAGGGAUGGGGCAGCAACAGCUUAUGUAUGCUAUGGAUGCAAGUGCUAACAGUCCCCGCUCACAGCAAGGACAGGAGAGACAAGGCAACCCUUGGCAGCAGGUGGUCCCACAAUCCCCACGUAGAUCCCAACAGUACCAGCAGCCCAGUUAUAAUACAAAUAAUGUACAGUCCCAAGAAGCUGGUGUGGUGCCCUCUAGAGGCCUGUUACCUACUCCUCUUCCGCCUUUCCCACCACCAUAUGACUCGUGGUAUGACUACAGAUUUGCUUGCCGAAACUGCUUCCAGCAGAUAGGGGAGGGGGUUAAUGGCUACAGAUUGUCCACAGUACAGAAUCACCUGUGUGAGGAGAACUUUCUGUUGAUGAAGCUGAAACAAGGCAAUGGACCUUGGUUGAAGAUACGUCCAAGGCCAGUUAAUGUCCAUUUUGUUGGCACUUACAAGCUUUGUAGGCACUUCUUGCAACAGAAGCCGUGUAAUGUGGGGGAAGCACGUUGUACAUUUGCACAUAAUGAUGAAGAAAUGGAAUUAUGGGCUAUUGACAGAGAAGGAGGAUUCAGUAUAGCAGACUUUAUCAGCAAACACACAACCAAUAUUUUGAGGGAGAGGUCCUUACAAGCUGCCAUGGAAGCCAAGAGACAACAACAGGUGUACCCGUCAUCACACCAACAGGGGUAUUCCUCAUCACACCAACAGGGGUAUUCCUCCUCACACCAACAGGGGUACCCAGCAUUACACCAACAGGGGUACCCAGCAUCACACCAACAGAGGUACCCAGCAUCACACCAACAGGGAUACCCAGCAUCACACCAACAGGGAUACCAGGCAUCAUAUGUGCAUGGUGGCCUGAGGCAAAGCAUGGGCAGAGGUCGCGUGAUGCUGACCCCUGGUGGACAAUAUCCUGGUCAUGGCAUGAUGAAUAACCCCAACCAAGGUAUGAGGAUUUUCAGGAGCUCUUCAUCACAGGGAUAUGGCAGAGGGGAGCAAGAUUUCUCCUAUUUGCAAAACAUGCAGAACAGGAUUGUCCAAAUGCCUGUGAGUGGUGGUGAAAAGGGACAAAGAAUUGAAUUUCCAUUGCAGCAAACCCAUACUUUCAAGUUAGUUUGUAGGGAGUGUCUUAAACCUGCUGGUGUGUUGGGUACAUUUGUGCAUGCGCCGCCACCGCAGCAUAACUGUGAAGAAAAUAUGCUGGCUGUGAUGGCUAAAGGAGGCAAUACUUAUGUGAGAGUGCGAGACAGGAGAAACCAUCGUCCAUUUUAUGGCAGUUAUGUCCUCUGCACACACUACACUGGGCUUAACCCUAGAGUAUGUAAAGUAGGGGAGGACCUGUGCAGCUUUGCUCACAACCAUGAAGAACAGAAGUUGUGGAAUCUAGAAAAAGAUGGACGCUUCAAUAUAAUGGAAUUUACUCUACAGCACAAGUCCCAUGAAAACCUGCUGUCCGUGGAGAAGCUUCUCACUAGUUAUGGAGGAGAGUUCCGGUACCUUUGCCAUUCUUGUUUUUAUGGUCAGCCUCCCAGGAUAAGCUAUAGGUCACCACUGGUGAAUCACUGCACGUCGCCAGCCAAGCAUGACUGGGAGGAGAACAAGCUGUUGGUCCACAUGUCGCCAUCAGGGAUCACCACCAUAGGGAAGAAGAAGUUCACAGGGAAGCAGGCAUACUUCAAGUUUUGUUACAUGAAACAGUUCUGUCAGCUGAAAAGCAGCGAGCAGUGCUAUUUUGCCCACAGCUUAGUCGAGAGGGAUGUGUGGUUGUUAGAGAGGGACAGCUCCCUAACCCAGGAUGAUAUUGUCAAACAAAGUGCCCAAAUUGUCAACAAGAGGAACCCAGUGGGAAACAAAGCCCAGAGUAUACCUUUAGCUGCAGAUACACCAGGGCAAGCAGGUGCCCCUUUCCCUGAGGUCAAGCCUCCUGUGGUCUGCAAUUAUAAAGUGCUGUAUGUGUGCGGGCCGUGCUUCAGGCAGGGGAACAUUAAGACAAAGAACAAAGACCAGGAUCGUUGUGCUGCAGGACUGGGACACCAGUGGGAGGCCAACAAGGUUUGUCUUCUCCAGGGUCCCAAUAAAAUAAUCAGAGCUUUGCCAAAGAGGAUCCCAACAGGCCUGAAAUUUGUGAUUUGCAAGAAUUUGAGCACCCGCAGGAGCUGUGAUUUUGCCAGAGGAGGCCUUUGUCAGUUUGCCCACAGUAAUGAAGAAAUAGAAGUAUGGAAAUGGCAAGUUCAAAAUAAUGUAUUGACUCUGGAUGAGCUGGUAGCAGCCAGCACUAGAACACAGGAAGAAAACGCAGCCAAGUCGAAAAUCGUCAAGGGACAUACAUCAGUCACUGUCCAAAAAGCUGGCCCAAGCAGACCGGCCAUUGUCCCCUCUGACAUGGUCCAGAGUGUGAACUACUGCAGCUACUGUGGCGUACAGUGUAAUAGUAAGAAGCAGUGGGAUGACCACACCACUUCAGACAGACAUGUGUUCAAUGUGAACUCUGACAAGGAACAUCAGUGGAACUACAGGCAGCCACCUUGGGGGAUUUCAACUGGAGGAUAUGAGCUGUGUCACAGGCAUUUGAAUGGAGGCACCUGUAAGUACUCCAACAUGCCAGACAUGUACAACAGCUGCCGGUAUGCCCACAGUCAGGAGGAGCUGGACGAGUGGAAGGAGAGGUAUCAGUGGCGCCAGAUGAAGAAGCAGAUGGCAAAACAACAGAAAGUCUACUCUUACAUGGAUGAGCUGCUGGAGAAUUAUGAAAAUUCUGAUUCUCCUAUAAGUGUGCUGGCAGACCAGUUGCCAUAUGUGAACAUGGAAGUAUCAGAUGAACUUAUCCAGUACAAACAGCAGAAGAAGAGUGAACAUCUUUGGAGCUUCACCCUGGAACCAGAUAUUGAUAGAAAACUGGCAAAAGUGGCAUUGCUGUACAACAAAGAUCGUCUUCACUUUGCCCUUCACAGCGAUGACCUGUCAAAGAAUUGCCAGGUAGCGGAUGGCGAGUUCUUUGAAGAGGAAGAUGAAAAAGGGCAGCUGAGUUAUAGAGUAGAGGUCCAUUUUACUGGGGGAAUGUUUGGUUCCUUCAGCCAGUGGGUGGUAUUUGACUUUGGAGUCAAACCAGCGUUGUACAGGAAGCUGCAGGUGGAGGUGGGCACAGAAGAGGCUCAUGAGAAAGUCAAGGAACUGAGAGAGAAAUUGACUUUUGACAGAUGGACUCUUACAAAUAGAGAAAUUGUCAAAAUAGAUUACAACUUGACAGACGAACUCACUGCUACAGCUAUGCGCCAGUAUAAAGAGCCAUCGUCUGCCGAUGCUGUGAUCACACAGGACAGUGUGAUAGUGGAGCUGAAUAGACACAACUACGAGCACAAGAUGCAUAAACUUCUGGAAGUAGAGGAGCUUACUCGGAGUAAUAUGAUAUCAGAGUUCAACCUCCUGACCACCCUGGAGUUAACAGACAGCAUCAAGGAGGACACCUUCAUCUUUGCCUGUCCAGGUGAACUGUUUGCCCGAGUCCCUCUCAAUGACCAGCUGAGCGAGGACACCAAUGCUGGGAAACUGGUUCUGACCAGUGUGACCACAGUCCUGCUGGCACCCAAAGACAGCUCCAGUCACAAAGUCUACGAGGCAAUCAUUGUGCAGAAAGAAAACUUUGACUACGAUGGCCGAGGCAAAGAUUACAUCUACAUGUGCCUGUCUGCCAAGUGCUGCCAGCAGCUGGGUUUGAAAGCUGGGAAGAAGAUCGAAGUCCAGAUUCAGUUCCAGAUGAACCGAGCACUGUUCUCCUUGAUGCAUUUUGCUCUGGAUCAUCUGAAGAAUGUGGACUUGGUCUUCCCUGAUGUCACCAAGGUUAACCCUGUGUGGAAUGUGGUGCACAAUCUUAAACUCAGCUCUAGUGUGCUCAAUGAUGACCAGAUGAAGGUGGUGCAGCACAUUGUGGCUGAGAGGACAGGAUACACGCCACCACUCAUUGUCUAUGGACCGUUUGGGACAGGAAAGACGGAAACAUUGGCACAGUCUGUGAUGAUAUUGCUGAAUGAAAGACCAGAUGCUAGGGUCUUGAUAUGCACUCACUCCAAUAGUGCUGCAGAUUUGUACCUGUUGCGCCAUUUGGAUCCAUAUGUGAAGAAAAAUUCACCUAAUAUGAAGAUCCGAAGGGUGUACUUCAGAAACAGGCGUGUUAACACGGUCAACCCAGCGGUCAAAAAGUACUGUUUGUUGUCAGAUGACAAGCAGAGCUUUGUGGACCCCACAGCAGAAGACAUCAGAGAACAAAGAGUAGUCAUUGUCACCCUGUCCACCUCUCUGUUACUGACAGUCCUCAACUUAAAGGGUCACUUCACUCAUAUCCUGGUGGACGAGGGUGCCCAAGCUCUGGAGUGUGAAACCAUCAUGCCCUUCACUCUAGCUGAUGAGAACACCUGUAUGGUGAUAGCAGGGGACCACAUGCAGAUGAGUCCCAAGGUUUACAGUCCAGAGGCGAGGAGACAGGGCUUCCACAAGUCCUUCCUUGAAAGACUGUACACACACUAUGAUAAGUACUCCCACCAGAGCGACUGUGGCCACCUGAAGGUUCUACUGAAAAAGAACUACAGGUCAAAGAUGGAGAUCCUCAGGUUUAUAUCAGCUGUAUUUUAUGGUGGCCCUGAAAAACUGGAGUCCAUGGCUGACUUGCCUGAUGUGCCGAACUUAUCACCUCUCAAUUUUUAUGCAGCCCAAGGCAGUGAGAUUCAGGAUGAUGACAGCACUUCCUUUUAUAACCUGGCUGAGGUGGAGGAGGUAGCAGACAGGGUGGAAGAGCUGUGGAAUACCUGGCCACAGGAAUGGGGAGACAAGAGACCUGAUACCAUAGGGGUGGUGGCACCAUACACUGAUCAGGUUACAAGAAUAAGACGAUCACUUAGGCGAAAGAACCCCCAACUUGGACAGGUGAUUGUAGAAAGGGUCAUGAAUGUACAAGGAAAAGAGUUCCGAGCUCUGUUCAUCAGCACAGUAAGAAGCAGGCACCUGUUACAAUCCAGCCCAGCAAUCAGUGCUGCAGCAGAAUGUGACGGUGAAGGUGGAGACUAUGGGUUCCUGUCAGACCAGAAGCUUCUGAACACAGCAUUUACUAGGGCUCAGUCAUUUGUAGGCAUAGUAGGAGACCAUGUGGCUCUGUGUGCCUUAGGAGACUGUAUGACAGUAUGGAGGACAUAUCUGAAGCACUGUCAGAAUAUGAAGAGUAUCUACCCCCAGAAUCUGACCCUUGACGCUGUCAAAACUGCUGUGAUCAGCAUGAUGAACUCAGAUGAAGGAAGAAUGUACCAGGAAGCUCAGAUGCAGCUUACUUAUGAAGAAGAAGAAGAGAACGCAGAGUCAGGUAGUGCAGCCAGAGAAGCAAUCCUUACAGAAAAUGUUGCAUGUAAUGGCACAAGUGCAGUGGAAGGUGGUGACGUAAUGGUGAAUGGUAACAGUGAAGGGCAGGCACUGGUUAAUGGCAUGGCCUCGAUGGCAAUUGGUGAUGAUGUCCCCUUAUCUGCUACAACAGCUUCUGGACCAUUGGGACUCAAGCAGGCUAAUGGGGGUAGAGAAGGUGUAGGAUCUGCUGAAAAUGAUUGGGAGAUGUACUUGGAGUUUCCACCCAGUGAAGUUCUAGGCCAGCUAGCCAAAGAGUCAAACAGACACAUGCUACAGUCCCUCAGAGAGAAGGGAAUGGUCUUUGAUUCUGAAGAAGACCAGCUUAUCCAUCAUCGGUCUCUCAAGUAUCUUGGCUGUAAAGGGCAUAUUAGUAUAUAUCAAGCAACCAGUUGGCUUACUCCCCAGAUCUUAAAUGAGUAUAAGGAUGUUUACCUCAUGGAUGAAAUAAGAGAUAAUGAAGUAAGCAGUUUACCUGAUUUCACAACCAAACAACUAAAAGGUCUAGUGGACAAAAUGCCUUCCCAAUUCAAACAGUGUAUUAUCCACAGGGAUUCCAGUGAGAUAUAUGGUGAAGUCUUGGGUAAAGAGUCUGACAUUCACAAAGUGGUGAUUGGCAGCAGUACAGAUUGCAAGUCUGCCUGUAACCUGGAUGAUGUGGUGGUAGAAGUCAAAGCUCAUGUAGGCUCUGAAAUAGUUGGUAGAGUUGCAGGAAUAUUGAAGAGAGCCAGAGAUCCUCUUAUCCAGUUGUUUGUUUGCCAGGUAAAUGAGGAGAGCACUGGCAUUCUAACACCCAUCAAUUCUAAUUUUCCAAUCAUCUAUAAUCUAGAGAGUUUGAGUAGAGCCUCUCCACAGCCCAAGGGAGAUGAAGUAUGUGUUUAUGCCAUCCAAAAUUCAGAGCAUCAGAAAGUGGUAUUUGAUCACCAUGAAAGCAUCAACCUUUGUGACAUCAGUAGCAAAUUGUUUGUGGUGAAGUUUGCCAAGUGGGAACCAAGCCUAGAUGCCCCAGUUGGUAUUGUUAUAGGAGUACUCCCCAGGGGGGACACCAUCCCCAGUGGAUUACGCAUCCUUUCCAUAGAGUAUAGCAUUGCGAGAAAGUUCUCUGUGGAGGCCAUGAUCGAGUUGCAGCACUUAUACCCACCCUCCUACAGCCCCCCUCAACCAGUGAUUUCAGAUAGAUUGGACUUCAGAGAGAAGAUGACAUUUGCCUUCAAGUCCCCAGGCUCUUUGUACAUCGACAACUGUUAUAGCAUAGAGCAGCAGCCUGAUGGGACCUACCUUCUAGGUGUACAUGUUACUGAUGUGGCCUUCUUUGUGAAGAAGGGGAGCUACUUGGAUGAAGAAGCAAGGAAGAAAAUGAACACCUUCCACUGUAUAGGACAAGAAGCGGCUGGCAUUAUACCAGAGCAGUUGCAAGCCAACCACUGUUCUAUUCAAGAAGGCCAGGAUAGAUUAGUGAUGUCCGUUCUUCUCACUGUCCAGUUAACUGGACAGAUAAUUCAGGCCCAGUUACGCAAGUCUGUGGUCAACACAAAAUAUGUUGUUGAGAACAGCGAGGCAGAAAAAGUGUUAAAGGGGGUCAGUGAUGUCUUGCCCAACAAUAUAGCCACCACUCUUAAGUUUGUCCACCACUUGGCCAAGAUGUUUGCAAAGAUUAGAAACGGUAAUUCAUCUUUGUUUAACCCGGCUCUCGUCUCCAGUCCAGAUGCACCAGAAGUACAGUUCAUAACUAAAGAGCUGAUGAUUAUGGCCAAUUACCAGCUGAGCAGGAUUUUAGUGGAGAUUUUCCCACGCUGCACCCCACUAUUAUGCCAGGAUUCCCCUAGAAAUGGGAUCUUUGACAACUGGAAACUAGCUGCUGCACCACUGGCUAAGAACUCGGUGGCCUUCGCCCAGUAUUACCACCCUGUAGGGGGCAUGUGUGCCUGUGUUGGACACCCCUGUGGCUGUGCAGAGGAGGCAUGUGGUCCAGUAGAAGACCUGGAGUAUUUAGAUGUGCAGACAUCAGUCUGGGGAGGGAUCCUCCAGGCCACACAACUUAAUGAUGUGGUAGAGCUUUGUAGGCUAAUUACCACCCCACAUCAUCACCCACAGUUAGCUGUGGCUGCUGUCCAGAUGCAGAAGAUGCAAAGUAAGCCUAAAUAUGCCUGUGCAGAUGUCAAGUAUGUACAGCAACAUAACUUUGGACUCAACCUCCCGUACUAUAUGAGUUUCACAGCACCAACCCAGACCUACAUGGAUAUUGUAACACAGCAUUUGAUUGGUGCUCUCCUGGAGUCCAAGCCUAACCCAUACACAGAGGAGGAGAUGGGGGAGUUAUGUGAGGCUGCCACUCAUUCCCUUGUGAGAGUGGCUAACUUCAAAGAAGAUGCCCAAACUUUGUGUAUUGCACAAGCAUUCAAGGAGAAACCACUUAUGACUGCUGGGAUUAUAAGCAGUUUAAAUCAAGACAAUGUCAAGAUAAUCCUCCCCUUCUUGGCUGAGGUAAAAGAUCCAGAAUUUAACAUCCCCCUUCAGCAAGUUGGUAAUGCCCAGUGGAUGACGACUCAGGAAGGGAAGGAGAAGACAUUAGUAGUACAAUGGAUGGAGAGGAUAUAUGAUAUGCAGCUUGACCCAUUGUCAGGUAGGGAGAAUGAUGCCCCUCUGGUCCUCAACCCCAAUCCGUACAUCAUCCAGAUCCCAACAAGUGACUGGCAGAAGAUUAUCCAGUCCCUGAUCAAGGAAGACUUCUCCAAUGUGAACCAGGUGAUCAGUGCAGCAGGGAUGAGAGCCAAGUUCCCAAUGAUAGAUGAUGGGUACGUGACUGAGGUGUCCUCAGAGAUGAAGAAAGGACUGCCCUUUAAGAGGCAGGAGUGUGAAUUUAGCCUAGUACUUAAACCCAGUGGUGUCAUAACAGUGCAGGUCAGUGCGGAUGUUGUCCAAGGCAUGCUGCGUCCAGUUGUCCAGCUGAUAAGUCUUACGCCCAACCUGGACAUUUGCCUAGAACAUGCCAGGAGUCCUGUGAAGUGUUUCACUAGUGCAGCAGCCAAAUAUGCAUCUAAACAGAAUUACACUGAUGUGAAUGCUUACCAGAAGGCUUGGCUGCCAGCGCUGGCUGUAGAGGCUGCAGAAAUUGCAUGUGAAAGUGGAGAAAGCUUUAUCCUGCAUCAUGUCAACAUAAGGUGGCAGGUUAAUGACGUCCCCACGGGAGUCAAAGCAGUAGGAAUGUUCACCAUGCCGCUCUCUUUCUGUAAACAGCGUCAGAUGAGUUUUGUAUGCGAGCUAGAAAAUAGAAUGACAGGUGGAGAAGUAAGUGUGCCAUAUGAGGAUUAUCUGUGUAUCAGGUAUCAAAACAUAGCUGUUGCCUCUCCCAGUAACUACAGUCAUCUCUAUGGUAAUGAUCCAGUGUGUUGGGUGCUCCACUGCGUCACAACAAACCUAACAGUAUCACCAAGACAGGACAAGGUAGUAGUGAAUGUGGUACUAAACCAGACAUCUAUGGAUAUCCCGCCUGUGUUCCUGACUCCUGAGAGUGCUUCAUUGCCAUGCACUCUGCAGUGGAUAUCAAAGCCUAAGCAUCUUAGAAAUACAGAAAUGGCUAUUAAAGAAAUGGUUAAUUCAUCUCAGUUGGUGAAGGAUAUAGCACUUGGAAACCCAGCAAUAUCAACUGGUGUGGCACCCUCAGUAGUUAAUCAGAUGAUGGAGAAACUUUUCCCUGGUUGUAAUCCCCUGAACACAGAGCAGCACCGCGCCUUGUCCUUGGCAUUAUCGCAGUCCUUCACAGUGAUCCAAGGUUGUGCUGGGACAGGGAAGACAGAGCUAGCAGCCAGACUAGCUGUCAUGUUUGUAGACAUGAACUGCCCCCAGCAGAGCCUGGUUUCCUCCACAGCUGUACCUGCACAGGUGUUACUGUGUGCCUGGUCUGAGAACAGCUUAGAUAACCUGAUGAAAUGCCUGAAGAGUUUGGGACCAGGGGCACCAAGAAUGGUGAGAGUGUACAAUGAUAGUAUUGUCAGGCAGGCCUACCCCAUGCCUAGGCGGUUUGAUGGGACAGAGGCCAAUAUGUAUGACCUUGCCAGUGGUGAUAAAACAGAUGUGGAUAAAGAAUUAGCUUUACACCAUUUCAUUAGGCAUCCUUCAAAUUCCAAAUGCACUGAGAUAAGAGUGUUUGACUUGCUUUUCAAGGAAUAUCCUCAGGAAGUUACUGAGGAGCAGCUAAUGAUUUAUGAAGACAAAGUCCUAGCUGCUGAGAGGGAUGAAUUAAGCAAAGUACAGUUGAUCCUGUGCACCAUUGCCACCAGUAAGAAACUUAUAGCAAGGGCUAAUAUCAGACAGGUAAUUAUUGACGAUGCAGAGAUGUGUACAGAACCAGAGACUAUAGCACCACUGGUUUACUGCAACCCAAGACAGGUGGUUCUAGUGGGAGAUAUUCAGCAAAUGAAACCAAGAGUUUGGAGUAAAACUGCUAGAAAAUUAGGGCUUGAAGUUUCUCUUUGUGAAAGGUAUUCCCAGAAGGCUGUUCAGUUGAAGACCCAGUACAGAAUGCACCAAGGUAUCUGCAGGUUCCUGUCCCCUGCUAUAUACAAGGGGUUACUGUGUGGGACAGAGGACUUGCUGAGGCCCUCCAACCUAAGUAUGUGGCCAGCUGGCCCAGUCUGGCCUGUACUGGUUCACUCUGUCUUAGGUGAGGCCGAGACUGUCACAGUGAACACUGGGGGGAAUAAGAAGAAAUGCUCUAGGAAAAAUGACUUGGAAACAAAGCAUGUAGUUGAUUAUUGUGCCCAGCUGGUCACAACCUAUGGUAUAAGUCCAGGCAGUAUUGUGGUACUCUCCUGUUAUGAAGGACAGAAAGAGGAGAUCAGUAAUCAGUUGAUGCAGAAAGAGUUGGCUGACAUUUCUACACAGACAGUACUACAAGCACAAGGUAAAGAAUGGGACUAUGCUGUAUUUUCAACAGUGUGUUCCUUGCCUGCUAUCAGACAGGAGCACAAUCCAACUAUUGCCUGGAAGGAGGAACAUCUUGGACCCUUGGCAGACCACCACAUGGUGACAGUGGCCCUGACAAGGGCAAAGAAGGGCUUAAUUAUUAUUGGUAACACUGGCCUUUUGGAGUGUGAUGGUAAGUGGAGGCAGCUGUUACAAAGUUACAGACAACUUCCAGGUGCAGUUGUCCUAUAAUCAACUAGCCUGGUUUAGGAAGAGGUAUCAAAGAAUAACUAAACUGCUGCACUAGCAAGGAUGCUAUGUUGCUCUUUAAAUGGAUGAUAGAAUAUGGAACCCUAGACUUAUGCUUACAGACGUGGUCAAUAAUUUACGUGUAAAAGUUUGCUGUCUUUCAUUUAACAUACACUCUUGAUGAAAUACACUCCAGUUGAGGACAGCCAAUUGCUUUCAGUACUUCACACUUAUAUUUGCUUUUAUAGUACAGGAAACAACUUUAUAAUGCACAUACAUUUUUAAUAAUAUGCGGACAAGGGAAAAUUGAAAUUUAUUUUACAUGGUAAAAGCCAAUUGAUGAAAGAAAGUCCAUUCCAUCAAAACUUUUGUUUUUGUGGAAAAGUGUAUUCAUCUUUUACCAUGAUUAUACUGAACAUGUUGACCCGGAUCAUAGGAUUUUCCUAACACUUUCACAGUUACAUAAUUGAUAGACCCAGGAAUUUAUAAUUGGCAGAUGCAUGCACCAGCUUUAAAAUGAUGAGCCAAAAUGUGAAAAAGCUAGUGCCUUGAAUGAAGUCUUGAAAUUUUGCAAAGGAAUUCAGUAUUGACAGAUUUGUGAUGUGGAAUUUAGCACCAUUUUAUUGUUUCAGAAGUGUAAUUGCUAUUGUUCUCAGCUACAGAGACAAAUUCAUUUAUUUUUAUUUAGUGGUGAACAGUUUAAUUUGAAAAAAAAAUAUUAAAGCACAAUAUUAACAUUAA
Molecule: messenger RNA, 12433 nt
Organism: Lingula anatina
Lineage: Eukaryota; Metazoa; Brachiopoda; Lingulata; Lingulida; Lingulidae
Product: 3'-5' exoribonuclease HELZ2
Biological process (GO): miRNA processing
Molecular function (GO): metal ion binding; miRNA binding; protein binding
Source: RefSeq, a predicted model, not a curated record